Molecule: messenger RNA, 1368 nt
Organism: Aegilops tauschii subsp. strangulata
Lineage: Eukaryota; Viridiplantae; Streptophyta; Magnoliopsida; Poales; Poaceae
Molecular function (GO): nucleic acid binding
Source: RefSeq, a predicted model, not a curated record
AGACCACUUCCGGGCCGGGCCCGCCAACGAUUCUUCUUAUCUUAGAAGGGAAAGAGAGAGGAGGGAGCCCAUCGUCAAAGCCAAUCCCCACACCCUCGUCGCCGGCGAAGACCCUAGCGAGCCAUGGAGAAUCGGUCUUACCACGGCGGCAUCGGCAGCGGCAGCAAGAACCCGCCGCCCUCUGGGAAGGAGGGCGAGUACGGGGGAGGGUACGACCGGCUGGACGAGGAGGUGGAGUUCCGGCUGCCGAGGGGCCACCGGCCGGUGGAGAACCUGGACACGGAGGGGCUGGAGCAGGCCUCCGUCGACACGCGGCUCGCCGCCUCCAACGUCGGCUUCAGGCUGCUGCAGAAGAUGGGAUGGAAGUCCGGCAAGGGCCUCGGCAAGAACGAGCAAGGUAUACUAGAGCCAAUAAAAGCUGGUAUCAGGGAUGCAAAAUUAGGAGUGGGGAAGCAAGAGCAGGAUGACUUCUUCACAGCUGAGGACAAUGUACAAAGAAAGAGAUUAAAUGUUGAACUUGAGGAGACUGAAGAGCAUAUUAAGAAGCGUGAGGUCACAGCAGAACGUGAGCAGAAAAUCCGCAGUGAGGUUAAGGAGAUACAGAAGACAUUCUUUUGCAACCUAUGUAAUAAGCAGUACAAGCUGGCAUAUGAAUUUGAGAGCCAUCUAAGCUCAUAUGACCAUAAUCAUAGGAAGAGGUUCAAGGAAAUGAAAGAGAUGCAAAGCGGCGGCAGUGGCAACCGUGAUGAUAGGCAGAAACGUGAGCAGCAGCGAGAAGAGAAGGAGCUGGCAAAAUUUGCCCAACUGGCAGAUGCUCAUAGAAAACAGCAGAAAGAGAAACAAGAACAACCAGAGAUCUCAGGAGAGCAAGCUACGCCAAAGAACAUGCCUACCCCGGGCAAUCAGGAUCAGCGUCGAACGUUGAAAUUUGGCUUCUCCAAAAUGACCCCUUCCAAGGCACCUGUUGGCAACAUGAGCAAGAAGCCAAAGAUUGCCACGAAAGUCCCUUCCGUCUUCGGAAACGACAGCGACGAGGAGGCAUGAUCUUCCUUUGCCGUCAGAUGAUACCUCACACAGGAGGGGAAUGCCGGCUUUCUCAGCAGAUUCCAGUGAGUCAUCCCUGAGAAGACGCCAUGCAUGUAAUGUGCCGCUGGUUUGACCAGAUGCGGAUAGCGGCAUCUUUGACAACCCCAUGAACAAACAGGGACUUGGACGUUGUGGUGUCAAUUGUAUUGAACUGAUGGUACACUGUAAGAGCAACUCUGUCUGUACUUCCACAUUGAUCAGAGUCUGGAAACUGGCUUGAGCCAUGGCAAGCUGGCAACUAGAAGAACAUGGCCCCCCUUUUGUUGGGGCACAUUUGUAUCA